AUGGAGCAUGAAGAAUUGAUCAGGCAGGACCUGGGCAGCCUCCAUGGCAUCCCCCUCUACAAGAGCUUCAUCGAGGGCUGGCCACAGGUGAAGGCUUUCCAAGCUCGUCCAGAUGACCUGCUUAUCUCUACCUACCCCAAGUCAGGCACGACAUGGCUGAGCGAGAUCAUGGAUAUGAUCUACCAUGAUGGUGAUGUAGAGAAGUGCCGACGGGAUGCCAUCUUCAACCGUGUGCCCUUCCUGGAAAUGAAGGCCCCCAGAUUGCCAAGCGGUGUUGAGCAGCUGGAGAACACCCCAUCCCCACGACUGGUAAAGACCCAUCUCCCAGUCCAGCUCCUCCCAACCUCCUUCUGGGACAAGGGCUGCAAGAUUAUCUACAUGGCCCGCAAUGCCAAGGAUGUCGUCAUCUCCUACUACUACUUCUACCAGAUGGCCAAAAUACACCCUGACCCCGGCACACUGGCUGAGUUCCUGGAGACCUUCAUGGCUGGCAAAGCGGCCUAUGGCUCCUGGUAUGACCAUGUGCAGGGCUGGUGGGAGAAGAAGAAGGAGAAGGAGAAGCAGAUCCUCUACCUCUUCUAUGAGGACAUGAAGAAGGACCCACGGCAGGAGGUGCAGAAGAUCCUGCAGUUUCUUGGCAAGAAGGUGGCAGAGGGAACAGUAGAUAGGAUCCUCCACCACACCUCCUUCCAGGAGAUGAAGAAGAAUCCUGCUGCUAACUAUGAGACCAUGCCCACUGCCCUGAUGGACCACAACCUCUCCCCCUUCCUCCGGAAAGGGAUUUCUGGAGACUGGAAGAAUCACUUCACUGUGGCCCAGAACGAGCGCUUUGACCAGCACUACCAGAAGUACAUGGCAGGCUCUGACCUUCACUUCCAGAUGGAGGUGUGA
This is a messenger RNA of Acanthisitta chloris (rifleman), 891 nucleotides long. RefSeq names its product sulfotransferase 1 family member D1-like. The record is from RefSeq and is a predicted model, not a curated record. Gene Ontology annotation, molecular function: sulfotransferase activity. The transcript has 7 exons. Gene Ontology annotation, cellular component: cytoplasm. Bases 1 to 891 code for a protein of 296 amino acids. Gene Ontology annotation, biological process: sulfation. NCBI's taxonomy places the organism in Eukaryota, Metazoa, Chordata, Aves, Passeriformes, Acanthisittidae.